UUAUCCUUUAUUUGAUGAUGGAAGGAAUUUAUGCUGGUUCCAAAUAGGCUUGAUCCUUUAUUUUGAUGAUAGGAGCAAUUUAUACUGGUUCCUCAUAAGCUUGAUUUGGAUGCAAGAAAAACUGUACCUGCAUUUUUGAAAUCUGAGUUGUUAGAAAUUGAAGAAGAAAAAAACAAUUGAAAAUUGAAGGGGAAAGACGUCCCUGAAAGAAAAGAAAAAAAAGAAACAAAAAAGAAAAGGAUCAAAGGAACAUUUGGUUGGAAAAAUAGAAAGAAAAAAAGAAGAAGAGAGGGAGAGAGAGAAAAAGGAACAAAGAAAGAAAGAAAGAAGGAAAAGAGGAAAAAGAAAGAAAAAAAAAAAAAAAAAGGAAAAGAAAGAAAGAAAGGAAAAUAAAAAAGAAAAAGAAAAAGAAAAAAGGGAGUGAUGAAAGCAUACAUGAAACUUAUGAAAUAUGUGAAAUAGCGAACAUAAGCUAUUUUAUUUUGUAUUUUUUAUUUUUUCGAAUGAAAUAAAGAUUUGUACGUUUGUUGGUAGAUAACAUUUCAAGGGAUGGUGGAAUGAAAAAAUUAUGUAUAUGAAUUAAGAUUCUUCAAGUUCAAUACAAUCAUGCAAGAGGGCAGGUCAAUGUCUUUUGAAGAGCGAAGGUGAAUCGUUGCCAUGCAAUCUUAGUUGCUGAGCUUGAUUGAUGCUUGCCAAAGUGGAUGUUGAAGUUUCAGAUAUGUCUAGUUGUUAAGCCGGAUGUGGUUGACUAUGCAUGCACCCCUGAAGAGGUUCAGCAGCAUUUCCAAUCGUGUGGUACGGUGAACAGAGUAACUAUUCUGACUGAUAAGUUUGGCCAGCCAAAGGGUUUCGCAUAUGUUGAAUUCCUUGAAGUAGAGGCUGUUCAGGAGGCCCUUUCGCUGAAUGAAUCUGAACUACGUGGCCGCCAAUUGAAGGUUAAUGCUAAAAGGACUAAUGUUCCUGGGAUGAAGCAGUUCCGUGCAAGGCGUUUCAACCCUUACGCGGGGUAUGGAUUCAGGAGGCCUUAUGUACCCCCUUAUUUCUACUCCCCCUAUGGAUAUGGGAAGGUACCCAGGUUCAGGAGGCCAAUGCGGUACAUGCCCUAUUACUGAAAGUGGAUGCACACAAGACAUUGGCCCCAGUUAUAAUAUAUUUUCAUUUUAGAGGAUGGACGAUGGAUUUUCUUUAGUUUAUAUGCAUUAUGAGCUUAACCAUGCAUUGGAGAGAGAGACAUUGAAAUUUGUUCUUGCUAUGCAUUGUUAGCUAGCUUGUAGACUUUGUAUUUGCUGGUGAUACUUGGAAAAUAAUGCAUCUGUUUCUUCUUGUUUGUUUCUACCGUUCUAUUUUAUUAGAACGGGUUGGGAAGAAAGUGUUGUGCUUAGAAAAUGUUUUUUAUUUCUAAAUGGGGAAUAAAAAAGAACCGUGGAGUUGGGAUGAA
Molecule: messenger RNA, 1438 nt
Organism: Cornus florida
Lineage: Eukaryota; Viridiplantae; Streptophyta; Magnoliopsida; Cornales; Cornaceae
Product: polyadenylate-binding protein 2
Exons: 4
Coding region: 702-1112 (136 amino acids)
Molecular function (GO): RNA binding
Source: RefSeq, a predicted model, not a curated record